This is a messenger RNA of Symbiodinium necroappetens, 6003 nucleotides long. The record is from the annotation of a GenBank genome assembly. Lineage: Eukaryota; Dinophyceae; Suessiales; Symbiodiniaceae.
AUGGCUGAUUCUUCGCGUCGUGGUGGGCCGCCUCUCCGGAUGGACAUGGCGGCAGAGACCCCGGUUCCGGAGAGCGGGUCGGUGUCGCCUACGAAGCGAGGGGGCGAUCGACAGGAUGCUCCGGCUAAGAGGGUUGCUGUGACUGACAGUGGCUCCGGGCUGCCGAACUCGGGGGUGCUCCAGGUGGACAUGCAGAUGUUGGCCCGUCUUCUGGAAGAAACAGGGAACAAAAUUAUGCAGGCCCAGCAUGAGCACUUGGAAGCCAGGAUGGGGGCAUUGGAGGACCUCACCGGGAAAAGAUUGGCGGCUGCCGAAACCCGUGUGGGUACAGUCGAGACGAAGGUGGACUCCUUGGAGGGCAAGAUCGAGGAGCUUACUAAGCGACUGGAGACCACUGGUGGUUCAGGGGGCACAGAUCAGGAACGAAGGAUGACACUCGUGUACGGCGGGUGGCCGAGAGACAGCCGCCGUGCCGACAUACUCAAGCAGCUGCAGAAAGCCCUGGAAAAGCUCGGCGUAUGGCAGGAUGUGGAUGCAGAUCCGUUCACCACAGGCCCGCGGCGUGCCACGGCUCUGAGUGUGUUUAAAGCCAGAAAGGGGGAAGGGGCCUACGACGUGCGGCAACGCAUGCAUGGCAUUAUCCGUGCCUUGGCAGACAACGAGAUCAUUCUGGCAGGGGGCAAAAAACUAUUCGCCACCUUCGCAAAAUCCAAGGCAGAGAGGGACAUUGCCUCGCAUGCGGCAUGGAUCAAGAGAACCAUCCACGGCCUCGCUCCCCAAGCAGUGCAGCGACUGGACAUUGAGUAUGCGACGGGUGGUGUAUGGGCAGGCCACUCGUUCGUGGCGAGCGCUAAGCAGCCCCCGCCUCCGGGGGUUGCGGGCGGAGACCUCUUGUGGGAUGAGACCAAGGGUGGCAAGCACUGGAUCCACGUGUCGGCACUAGCGAGAGAGCUGGGGUUGUCGGAGGCAGCCAUCAGGGAUGGCCUUGAAGAGGCACACAACUGUGGGGUGGCAGAGAACAACUAUGCCCGAACCAUCUCAGACUUUGUGGAAGGCAUAUCUGGGGAUGCAUUGAUUGUCGUUCAAGAGGUUGCCCGCCAGGAAGCUGGCUGGCAGACACAGCACCACGAUACUUGGCAGGCCCUUCUACAUCGGGAUGCUGAUGCCUGGAGGGGGGUUGGACUGAUCUUCAGGCCUUCGAGCUGGAGUGUCAUGCGCAGGAAAACAACGGAGAGAGGGGCUUGGUUCAGGGUCCGGCAUGCCACAGGGACGGAACUGUGGGUGGGGACUGCUCACUUUACACCUGGAACAUCGCAGGCGGUUCAUGCAUCGCAGGUGGCCAAUCACUUGCAGGGCUUGCCUGCCACUCAGCUCCCGGUUCUGCGGGGGUGUGAUGUCAAUUCUCAGCUUUCGUGGAGCAGCGGCGAGUAUGGGGAGGGUCUACCUACAGCUAAGAAUGGCAAAACCUUUGAAUUUCUGUCGCAGUGCAAGGGUCGUGGUUUGGACUUGGUUCCGCCUUCGGAGGAGGACUUUGAGACCCCCGCAAGCUGCCCCCGACAGGACCUCAGGGCGGGCAAACAGAUUGAUGCCAUAUUGCAGGGGCGGGCUCGGGUGGAGACCUUGAGUAUUCACAAAGGGUCCCAUAAGGCUCUUGGCACGGACCAUGAGCUCCUAUCUGUGGUGGUUCAUCUUCGGGGUGGACGUGCAGGUAGGCCACACAGAACGAACCCUCGCAUUUGGACGGGAGGGCUUGAGAGUAUCGAGGGCCCGUUGGACCACAAGGAGCUUAUGAGGCUGGCCCAGCAGCACACUCGCAGGCGCCCCGGCCGAGCCUAUAGUGACCCCCCGGAAGUCAAGGAGGCCUUCAAGCAAGCCAGGGUUUUGAAGUCUGGAAGAGCAUGGACCAGGGCUAGGAAACUCCGAAAGUCUGCUCGUCUAGAGUGGGAGACCGAUCGGCUGGCCAGAGCUACCAGUGGAGACUGGGCAGCCUACAGACAACUCAAACGCAAAGGCAAUGAUGGGUGGGAUAUAGUCUUUGCUGAGGCCCAUGAAGGGAAGGACCCCCACCAGGUUGUGCACGACCACCUGGCUGGCAUUUACACGACUGGGCAGAUUGUCCCGCCUUUGGGCCCCUGGGAUGGCCCCAUUGACCCGUUCACGAUGGAAGAGUUAGAGUUCGCGCUUUCCAAAGGCAAGAAGGGCAAGGCAGUUGGGGUUGAUCAGACUAGCCAGGAACUCUUGUCGGGCAUUGCAUCGGUACCCGGAGGGAAAGAGGCCCUGCUUAAAUUUUACAAUCAGGUGUAUCGCGAUGCUGUGGUGCCAGCCGAGUGGAAUACAGCCCUCAUGGUAGUGAUUCCUAAAGAAUUGCUCCCGGUUGACCCCAAAAACCUCCGACCACUUGCGAUGGGGCGUGCGAUGGGGGACGGGGCCACGUUUCGGUCCUGGCAUGCCCUUUUGGCUGAGACGGAUGCGGUCUUACAAACCGGUUGGGAUCAAAGUAGACUUCAGCUUGACCGAGGGAUCAAACAGGGCAGUAUUGAAUCGCCUGCUCUCUUCAGCUACUUAGCAGAGCAGAUCCUGGAGGACACCAAGGCGGAGUUUCGUUGGGCUGACAGGCCUAGGGUUUUCGAAGGGCUGGACCUGGAAGAGCUCCUGUUUAUGGAUGAUGGGUGUGUGUGGGCUGACUCUCCUGAGGCCUUGGGAUGCAAGCUUGAGGAGUGGUCCAGGGUCCUACUGCGCUCGGGGCUUGCAUUGAACCCGGCGAAGUGUAAGGUCUACUUCUCGCCCUUUGCCCCUAGGAACAAGGAGGUCGAGGUGUUUGGCAAAGUGAUCGCGUCCUUGCCCACCUUUACCAUCAUGGGGGUCCCCUUCCGAGUGGGGGCCUCGGCAUCCGAACUACUCGCUCCCUUCGUUCAACGUGCCAAGGACAAGUUCUGGGCGAUGGUCUACGACAUGGCUCGAACGAUGGUGGACACUUGCAGGGCAAGCUCCCUUCCAUGUGAGACAAAGCGCGACUCGCGCCGGUGGGAUUUUCCCCCAAGCAGUGCAAUCGAGCAGACUGCCUCGGUGGGUGACUGCAAGAUGCCUCUCCGUGGAGGCAACCUGCCAGGGCCACACUCUCUUGAUGCAGAUGACACGUUUGGUUUGAAGGAGUACAGGGCGGAGGACGAGCAGCAGGUGGAGGUGACCUCGCUGAUGCAGACAGGGGCCGGGGAGGCCUUGGAAGGCCCAUGGCUGGAGCUCCUGGAAGAAAUUCGCCUGCGAUUGGAAGGAUACGGGAAGGGGGAGCGAAGCCAGGUUGCAGGACAUAUGCUUCGGCUCCUGGACCACAGGGCGACUGAUGCAGCCUCGGGAUACUUGCUGGGCCAUAUGCCGGGCCGAGUCUCUACCUUGACUGCCCUACUGGUGGCAAUGCGAGAUGAGGAGUGCUAUGGUCACAAGGUCCCGGCAGGGGAUGUGAAAUUACAAUGGCUUCGACAGACGUGGGACAGUGUGACCAAGUACAUCCCACAGCACCCUGGUAGUGCAGCAGCGGCGGGUAGAUGGCCCAGUCAUGAUAUGCCUGUUAUCAUGACGUUCAUGAGACCACUACCGGAGGACACACCCCCGAGCUCGCCCAUACAGGUUGAGAACAGUUCGGAACAGGUGCUUCGUGGACAACAAAAGCGGAGGUAUGCCCAGGUGGAACUCAGUUCUGGCUCGGCGGACCACCCUCGAUCCGUCCGCUUGGAGGUGCCACUACAUGAGCGAACAGGGGUUUUGCAGCUACGGUUUACCGUGGAGGCCGAGCUGGAGCCCAACAGCCCGGCCAGCACAGUGCCGGCAGAGGGGGCACCGGGGGGCCUGGACACCUAUGGUCUGUCUGCCAGUGACUUCGAGGACCUGCGAUGGAAGUGGAACCGGGGAGAGGCCACCUUGGAGUCGGUAUCGGCUGAGCAUGGUGCCCACGUGGCAGGAGAACUGCUGCUUAGAUGGGGGUCAUCGGGGGUCCUCUUCUCGCCGGAGGAGGAGCCGGCAGCAGCGACGGUCGUGGACGACCCUGGCCCGACCCCCGAGGUGGCUGAUGGACGACCUCAUGAUCAAGAGGAGGACGAUAUUUCGGGGCUCUUCGCCUGGUGGAGCAUGGUGGUGCUCCACCAGCAAGCUGUGCCUCAGGUGGCACUUACCUCUGCCCUCAUGGAGCUUAUUUGGCGACGGGGCGACCAGGACUACCUGAUGGAGACUGAGGGCUAUAUUGAGGACCUGGGGUUAACAAUGGAGGUGGACAGGGAUAGGGCUACAGAACUACCCGGCGACAUCCUCGGUGCAGUGGAGUGGAUGGAAGCAGAGUUGUGGCAGAUAUUUGUGGACGAACUGGAGGGUGCGGUCGGGGAAACCCACCAAGUCCAGAGUGCUCGGGGACAGGCCACCAUGACACCACAGCAAUGCCAAGGAUGGUGGCAAUGGGCUGAGCUUGUGGUUCAGCACCGCUCACGCUCGAGGAGUCGCAGCCCGAGGGCCCGGGAACAGGAGGGUGACGGUUCGUCGUUGAUGGAGACCGGAAGAAGCAAGCCGACGCCUAAGCGAAAGGCAGGCCCAGCACGCGGAGACCGCAGGGAUCAAGAUGAGGAUGAUGACAGAGGCGACAGAAGGGCAGCCUGGCCGCGCAAUGGGCUGAGUGAUGGGCGACGCCGGUCGCCAGACCGGAGGAGGUCACGGAAACCCGCCAGGGGGGCAAGCAGUGGAGCGAGGGAGAGAACGCCUGUCCCGCGAGUGACCAGCGAGGUCAGGCGAUUGGGACCCCGGGGUGGGGCUUGCCGGCCACCUGCCCCCAUGACAGUUGGCAAUGCGACCUGCUUUUGGCUGCACACAUUGGGCUUGAGGGAUGGUUUGGCCACUGACGAUCAUCAUGCCCUGGACCCGGAGCAGCAUUCCAACAGGGUCCGUGCAGUGCAAGACAUUCGCCAGGAGGAUGUCCUCAUGCUGAUGGUGGCACUAAUGCGGACGAUGGCGAUGUUUGUUGUGGAGUCCAGCCAAUUAAUGAUGAGCCGAGUUGGGCCCAGGGGUGCCCGAGGAGAUGAGGAGGUGGAAGUGGAGGUGGAGGAUAAUGGUGAUGAUGAGGAGAUGUGGAUGCAGACAUCGCGAGGGGUCUUGAGGGCGCGAGGUCCAGAAGAAGGCGAGCAGCUGGCGGAGGAUGAACGAGACGCUAAGCAGCAGAAGAGGGAGGAUCGCAACAGUGAGGACUAUCAGCUGCAGGAGAGAGCCAGGGAGGAGGAGGCCCAAGAGCGGGCGGAUGAGGCCUUGUGGCAACAGCAUGUGGCGGCCACUUACAGGGACUGGGAGUGGUGGGUGGUGCAGACGUGCCCUCCCAGCAGACCCCGUCGCUUGCAAGCCUCGAUGAUGAUUGCCCAGGGCUCGGCUGGCGAACGAGUGACGUGCAGCAUUCCCUUGGCGAGGGGACGGCCUAUUGACAUCCGGCUUAGCCUGAGGGAGGUGCAGGAGGACCAGCAGGCGGAGGACUUGGGUUCAGGGCUGGCCACGGGUUCGGGGAUGGAGGAGAACCUGGAAAGCCGUACUAUGGCCUUGUAUCGGGCCUGGAUGGGCGGCCACGUGGACCAGGCGGGGGUGCAGGCUAUCGUCGGGGACGAGAUGAUGGGGAUGUUUUGGGCCCAGCGGAUGGUGGAGGAGGAUGGCGAUGGGUCACAGUGCAAUGUCCCCGGGGGGCCGACGACUCAGCAGGGAGUGGCACCGGAGCGCAGUGUGGUGGCACAGGGGACAACUUCGGGGUUGCAGUCAGUGCCGCACGGUGACCUUGCGGGGGUGGUGGUACAAGGGAGCAUGGUGGAGCAAGGGGUUAUGAGGUUGCCCGUCGAGGAUGUCACAGCAGAUAGGACAGUGGAGGAGGAGAAUGACGGGGCACAGCAGUUUACACCAGGGGUUUCGUCUGCACUGCAUGUGAGGGAUGGGCUAAGAGGCUGCCGGCAAACAGAUGUGACCGAACGUGUACCUGAGCAUGUGGAGUGA